Molecule: messenger RNA, 674 nt
Organism: Spodoptera exigua (beet armyworm)
Lineage: Eukaryota; Metazoa; Arthropoda; Insecta; Lepidoptera; Noctuidae
Source: the annotation of a GenBank genome assembly
CCAAAACGCCAUGUAUUCAGUAUAAAAAGUAGUGGAAGAGUGGACGGUGAAGUAUUAAACCCUCUGCAGAGCUGUUGGGCAGUACUCCACAGGAAAACGCGAUCAAAGAAUGAAGUCCUUCAUUGUUUUGUGCUUAUUCGGUCUGGCUGCGGUGGCCAUAGCCAGGCCAGACGGGAGCACCUACACCGACAGAUACGACAAUAUCAACUUGGAUGAGAUCCUUGGAAACCGUCGUCUCCUGACUCCUUACAUCAAGUGCAUCCUCGAAGAGGGCAAGUGCACUCCUGACGGCAAGGAACUGAAAUCUCACAUCAGAGAGGCCUUGGAACAGAACUGUGCUAAAUGUACCGACGCCCAGCGCAACGGAACUCGUAGAGUAUUGGGCCACCUCAUCAACAAUGAAGAGGAAUCCUGGAACCGUCUUAAGGCCAAAUACGACCCUCAGUCCAAAUACACUGUCAAAUACGAACUGGAACUCAGAAAACUGAAGCAAUAAAUUAUUUUUUAGUAUUUAAGGAUUAAAAGUAGUUAGUUAACUUUUUUCGAUUAAGUGAUAAAAUUAGAACAAAUCCUAUUAGGACUGAUAACGCACUUAGCUUAUUCAUAUCAACAUUCCAAAAUGUAUAAAACCUCUUUUGAUAAUUGACAGUGAUAUCGACGUAUAAAACUUUGAC